This is a messenger RNA of Oryzias latipes (Japanese medaka), 1927 nucleotides long. RefSeq names its product family with sequence similarity 83 member Fa (gene sack1fa). Gene Ontology annotation, biological process: signal transduction. Lineage: Eukaryota; Metazoa; Chordata; Actinopteri; Beloniformes; Adrianichthyidae. Gene Ontology annotation, molecular function: protein kinase binding. The record is from RefSeq and is a predicted model, not a curated record.
UAUUCUGAAAAGCAUUGCUGAAACGAAUUCAGCCCGCGUGUUUAGCCCCGCCCCCUGGUCGUACCUGAGCUCCGCCCCCCCGCACCUGUCCGCUCAGGUGGAGCGGUUCCUGACAGUCGUGCUGAGUGAGCGCGCGGCGGCAGCAGCAGCAGCGGAGGCGGGGGGGUCAUGGCGGAGUCCCAGCUGGUGUGUCUGGACCCGGAUCACGUCAACGAGAAGGUCCCGGAGAACCAGCCGGAGUUCUACUACAGCGAGGAGCAGCGCGCGGCGCUGGAGCAGCUGCUGCGGAGCGGCGCCGGCGCCUUCAAAGAGCGCCUCCGCGAGGACCACAUCCGGGACUUCCUCUGCGCCCGCGAGCUCAAAGUGAUCCAGAAGACCUUCCGCGAGUACGACGCGGACAGCGAGUCUGAGUCCGAGCCGGACAAGUCCCGCGGGGCGGCCAGCGCCGACUCCGGGGUCCACUCCACCUACUGGCCGCAGAUGUCCGACACCGAGGUGCCGUGUCUGGACCUGGGCUGGCCGGGCGGCGUCGGGGUGUACAAGGGGGUGACGCGCGUUUCCGUGUACACGCACCCGCCUAAAGGGCCCGGGCCGCACAUCAAGGAGGUGGUGAGGAGGCUCAUCCAGGGGUCCCACAAGGUGGUUGCCAUCGUCAUGGACCUCCUGACGGACCUGCAGAUCCUCCAGGACCUGCUGGACGCCUCGUCACGCCGCUCUGUGGCCGUCUACAUCGUGCUGGAGGCCAAAGGAGUCGUCAACUUCCUGGAUAUGUGCUCUCGGCUGCAGAUCAACGCCUUGCACCUCCGGAAUCUGCGGGUGCGAACGCUGAGAGGAGCAGGGCUGGCCCUGUCGUUUGGAAAGCUGCCCGGCAGCUUGUGCUCCAAAUACAUGCUGGUGGACGGAGAGAAGGUCAUGUUUGGCUCCUACAGCUUCACCUGGAGUUCGUCCCGGAUGGACCGGAACACCAUUACUGUGAUGUCGGGACAGACUGUGGACUUUUUUGACCAUGACUUCAGGGAACUGUACGCCGUGUCGGAGGAGGUGGACCUCUACAAGGAGUUUAACAUCACCAAGCCCCCUCUUCCUACGCCCAUCGUGAAGCCGAAGGUGGAGCACGUCCAGCCUACGGCGGUCUCCACGUCUCGCUUUCAGGUGUCGGUGGGGGACUCGGGGCGAAUGAACCUGAAGGUGCCAGCGCACAAGUACCACAAUCCCAAAUACUCCCUGGUUUUUGGAAACAGCGCGGGACUGACGGGGUCUCUGCAAGACCUGUCCACGCAAACAGACUCGUAUCUGGACAGGGUGAACCAGGCGAAUGGCCUGCAGAACGCCAUUCAGGCUAACAAGGACGCUAAGGAAAAGGUGGAGCAGGUUUCUCCGCCGAGUCCAACUGGACCUGGGGAGGAGGAUGAGGAUGGAAAAGGAAAGAAGAACCAAGCCCCCGCUGUGAAGAAGCAUCGCAGCUCUUUCAGGCACUUCCUCAAAAACAGAGGAGCCAAUCAGAGUUCAGAAACAAUCGAGGAAGGCGUUGCCACCCUUCAAAGCCCCGCCCACGCCAACAAAACGCCAGAGACUAACGGAGUCGCAGCCGACGAGCUGGAGGACUCGUUUGAGGUCGUCGUGAAACCAGAAGGUCUGAAGUUCAAACCCAAGAAGCCGUCAAAGCUCGUUCAGAGGAGCAUGUCUCUGCAGACCAUCAACACGGCAGACGAGGACGGGUUCAAAGGGCGACGGCGGCCCCAGAAGAAGAAUUGCAUCCAGUCAUGAGACGACAAACGUGCAGCCGUGACGAUCCCAGUCACAGUGUCGUCUGAGUGUCACGCCACUUUCUGAGCAGAGCGAGCUUUGUGUGUAACGCUGACUCAGUCCUCUGCUGCCAUUCAUCCAGCUUUUCUACAUUUCGUAUUAAAUUAUUGGAUUGAAAGAG